UUCGAUAUUGUAAAUCGAAUAAAUUAUUCUUAGUGUUGGUUUUUAUUUAUUUUAGUUUCCUCGAUAUUUUAGUUUGUUGGAGUUUAUAUAUUUUCCACUGUGGGUGCAGGUUAUGUUGGUUAUGGACAUGGAAGUACCUGCAUUUGUCCAACCUGUACAACGCAAGAGGAGGAGAGAUUCCAAAAAUGUGUAGGCGGCUCGUGAAGACGAUACAGAUAAAUGUGCGAAGGCUCACUUCCCUGAGGAGACUUCUGUCGGAGUCCUGGAUAUUCUCCUGUGUCACCGCUCUUGUGGUCAGAGCGAUCUUCUCUGCUGUAUGCUCCCAGUACAUGGAGAGACUUUGUUUUGAUGAUUACGAUUUAAAUGGUGAAUACGGAGGUGUCCUCGUCGAAGGUUCCUUGUGCAGACUGUCCUACGCAAGAGGAAGACGGGUUCCAAAAUAUGUGAGUGGUCCCAGAAGGCGUAGUCAACGUGUGAAGUGUCGUGGGCCAAGAACGAAGAAUCGUGUGACAUUUGUGUUGAUUAUGUUCGUUGCUGAUAUAUAUAUAUAUAUAUAUAUAUAUAUAUUAUUUUGUUGGUUAAAUCUUUAGUCAGUUUAGUUGAAUAUUCUGUAAUAUAAUAUUUGCAAAGUAGUUUUGUAUAUUUUAUUGUGUUUAUUUGAUUAUUAGUUGUUUGACUUGAUAAUAAUAAUAUAUAUAUAUAUAUAUUUAUUUUACAAUAUAAAAUUUCUUUGAGUUUAUUAGUUUUAAUAUGUGAUAUCUUGCGUUUUAUUUCUUUUACAUGUGUUAGGUUGUGUAUAUAUAUCUAUAUGUGUAUAUGUCCCAUGAUGUAACUUCGUAUAGAAUUCUUUUAAUAUUAAAAUGUUAGUUACUCUUAA
Messenger RNA from Bombus pyrosoma, 877 nucleotides. RefSeq lists its product as uncharacterized. The record is from RefSeq and is a predicted model, not a curated record. NCBI's taxonomy places the organism in Eukaryota, Metazoa, Arthropoda, Insecta, Hymenoptera, Apidae. The transcript is spliced from 4 exons. The coding region runs from base 186 to 590 and encodes 134 amino acids.